This is a messenger RNA of Triplophysa dalaica, 2949 nucleotides long. RefSeq names its product solute carrier family 1 member 4 (gene slc1a4). Gene Ontology annotation, biological process: L-glutamate transmembrane transport; L-serine transport. Gene Ontology annotation, molecular function: L-threonine transmembrane transporter activity; L-aspartate transmembrane transporter activity; L-alanine transmembrane transporter activity. The transcript is spliced from 8 exons. NCBI's taxonomy places the organism in Eukaryota, Metazoa, Chordata, Actinopteri, Cypriniformes, Nemacheilidae. Gene Ontology annotation, cellular component: plasma membrane. The record is from RefSeq and is a predicted model, not a curated record. The coding region runs from base 213 to 1817 and encodes 534 amino acids.
UUGGCAACCCUUUGCCUUGUUGCAUCAUUUCAGGUGAUAGUGCGCAUGCUCGUACUGUGUCUUCCCUCUUCUGGUCUUCUGGUGGAGUGCCCAUAACUCUUUGCCGGCUGGUUUUACAAGCGAUAGUCAGUCGUUCUCUUCAAUUGCGAGCACGCUGUUGAUGCGAGACCGGUGCCCGUUAUAAACGGCUUGUGAGACGCGUAAGAAAGACCAUGGAGGAAAAGAAGAGCGAAAUCAACGGACACGCGGGUCUCAAAGACCCGAUACCAACGAUCCCAAUUAAAUCUGAAAAGAAAAGCUUCAAAGACCGAUUCGUGCUCUUUUUAAAAAGAAAUCUUUUAGUGAUAAUGACGGUGUCGGGGGUCCUGGUGGGCGUCGGGCUCGGAAUGAUGGUCCGGAACAUGCACCUAACACGAGCGCAAAUUACAUAUUUCGCCUUUCCUGGAGAAAUGCUGCUACGGAUGCUCAAGAUGAUCAUCCUUCCUUUAGUGGUCUGCAGUUUAAUUUCGGGCGCUGCGAGUCUAGACACUCGCUCGCUGGGAAAGCUGGGAGGAAUCGCCGUCGCUUACUUUUUGGUGACCACGCUGAUUGCCUCAUCCAUCGGAGUCGCGCUCGCUUUCAUCAUCAAACCCGGCGUCGGAGCGGGAGCGCUCAACUCCAACCUUGGGCUUGAAGGCUUGAGCUCCAACAAAGAGACAACGGAUUCGUUUUUAGACCUUGCAAGAAACCUUUUUCCAUCUAACCUGGUGGCCGCUGCUUUCCGAUCAUAUGCCACAGAUUACAAGACGGUUUUUGUCGGAAAUGGAACGAACGGGACCCUCAACUACCAGAAGGUUCCUUAUGGAACAGAAUUAGAGGGAAUGAAUAUUCUAGGCCUUGUUCUCUUUGCGAUGGUUUUUGGAGUUGCUUUAAAAAAGCUUGGAACAGAAGGAGAAGAGCUCAUUCGUUUUUUCAACGCCUUCAAUGAAGCCACUAUGGUACUGGUGUCCUGGAUCAUGUGGUAUGUGCCUUUUGGCAUUAUGUUCCUUGUAGGCAGUAAGAUUGUUGAGAUGGAAGAUGUGGUACUGUUGGUCACUAGCUUGGGAAAAUACAUUUUUGCCUCUAUCUUGGGUCACGUCAUCCAUGGUGGUAUUGUACUACCACUUAUCUACUUUGGAUUCACUCGUGAAAAUCCCUUCAGUUUCCUGUCCGGACUCAUCACACCUUUUACGACAGCCUUUGCCACCUGCUCCAGCUCGGCAACUCUUCCCACUAUGAUGAAGUGUGUGGAGGAGAACAACGGCGUUGACAAAAGAAUCAGCCGAUUCAUACUGCCGAUCGGAGCCACAGUUAACAUGGAUGGAGCUGCAAUUUUCCAGUGCGUUGCGGCUGUGUUUAUCGCUCAGCUUAACAAUGUGGAACUCAACGCAGGCCAGAUCUUCACAAUCCUGGUGACAGCCACUGCCUCAAGUGUUGGAGCGGCCGGAAUUCCAGCAGGAGGGAUCAUUACCAUCGCUAUCAUUCUGGAAGCCAUUGGCCUGCCAACUCAUGACUUGUCACUCAUGCUGGCUGUAGACUGGAUUGUGGACCGCACCACCACUGUUGUGAACGUGGAAGGAGAUGCUCUUGGUGCUGGCAUUCUUCACCAUAUUAAUCAGAAAGAGAUGAAGAAGCAAAAGCAGCAGGAGGAGCAGGAACUUCAAGAAGUGAAGGUGGAGAUGGUAGCUAAUGUCAAGGCAGAAGAGGAGACCUCUCCUCUCGUCACACACAAGAACCGAGGAGACAACUCCUCAUGGGAAACGCUCGAUGUAAAGGAUGGUGUGGAGUCUGUGCUGUAAAGUGUUUAUUGUUAUCUCACGCUACUUUGAUAUUUCUCUCUCACUCUUAAAAACCAGGGUGGGAUGUCACCUCAGUGCAAAGUUUACUCCAGUCUGUGUGGCGGAACAGUAAUGGUCAGUUUGAGGUGUGGUUGUAAAUACGUAGUUUGAAAAAGAACAGGAUCCCUUAAGAUAAUUAUGGGAUUUGUAGCAAUUGUACCAAUUGUGCCCAAAUUAAUGUGUUAUCAGUUGUGUUUGGGAAUGUGUCCUAGUUUACAUGCAAAGGGAAGAUUUUCUUUAGGUUGUCAGUUGCAGAGAUGGGUUGUAAUGAAAAUCAUUCACAGCCUGACCUCUUGCUCUCUUUGUUUGUUAUAUUUGAACUGAUUCUGUGAAACAUUAACUAUUUGAAAGAUGUACCGGAAAGUAUUAGCUGUAAAUAUUUGUGUUGCUAAUAGCAAAUCCUAUGAAGCUGUGGAACGAUUUGGGAACUGUGUGAUUUAUUGAGAACUGUAUCACGACUGUGCAUGUGUGCUUGUGUUUUGAGCAGAUCCAGAAUCUGUGGUUUAUGUUUUUUAUACGUUCAUGCUCUCUGAUUUGAAACCAGAGGCAUGAUCAGAGAGUGAUAGACAACUCAGGGUCACGGUUGAUAAUUGAACUUGAUGACGAAAAAAAUCAAAGUGUCAAAUAUUUCCUGGUAAAUCUUCCUUCUCUUUACAGAUUCAUAUUUGUCUUAAGAACAGCGCCGUAGAGACAAAUAAGUGGUUUCUAGUGACACCAAGUGGUCAGUGCGGCGAUAAGCAGUCUUUCAGUGGCAGUGAAGUUUUACCACUUAUAAAAAGUUUUAAAAACAAUUUUAAAAUGUAAUUUGAUCUGCGUCAGGCGUUAUAAAAUAAGCCAUGAAUUAAAUUAAUUUAUUGAUUGUUUAGAUUUUCUAUCGCAUUUUAUUUUUGUAAUUUUUUGUUACCAAAAGGUUCAAAUGUGAUGAUUUACAUGGACUCUAAAAGCAAUUAAUAAGCUAUUCCAGUAAUUUAUGUGUUUUUCAUAUUGUUUUUCCACUCUCUUAGGUCUAUGCGUUUUUGUCUUGUUACCGGUGCUUCUGUGACUGUCUGCCAUUAAAUUAAUAAAUUAUAAAUGAUUGUGUCUCUGAUUUACA